GCGAGACGUCGUCUUACUCGUGUUGAUCGAACUAUCGCGAAGAUUUGUGGUAUUCAGCGGGUUGGCCUAUGCGAAAAGGUGUGCUCCAUGGCGGUGGCGGUGUCUGCGACUCUGAUUUGAACUGUAAAAGAUCUCCGUAAUUAUUAUCCUCUCUCAAGUAACGUGCAGCAGGACACCCCAACGGAGAGCAGGUGCUAGAGCGUAUCUCUUGACUGUACUAUAUUUCCAAAGCCAAUGGCAGCACUAUUUGGGUUCAAACCUCCUUAAGGAGGGCAGUGCAGCACUCUGGAGUUCAUAUGAACAAAGGGCGUCCAGACUCUGACGAUGGAGAAUGGACAGAGCACCGGCUCGAAACUCGGCCUGCCGCCUCUCACUCCCGAGCAACAGGAGGCGCUGCAGAAGGCGAAAAAGUAUGCCAUGGAGCAGAGUAUAAAGAGUGUCAUGGUCAAACAGACCAUUGCCCAACAACAACAAACAAUAAACAACAUUCAGAUGGCCUCGAUGUCCAUGGGCUUUGGGGAUCAACUUUCACCAUUGCAGUCGGUGGCAGCACAGCGGCAGCGGGCCCUGGCCAUCAUGUGUCGAGUCUAUGUGGGCUCCAUCUACUACGAGCUGGGUGAAGACACCGUCCGGCAAGCCUUCGCGCCAUUUGGUCCCAUCAAGAGCAUCGACAUGUCGUGGGACUCUGUUACAUUGAAACACAAGGGUUUUGCAUUUGUGGAGUAUGAAAUGCCUGAGGCAGCGCAGUUGUCCUUGGAACAAAUGAACUCAGUCUUGCUUGGUGGCAGAAACAUUAAAGUUGGACGGCCAAGCAAUAUUGGUCAGGCGCAGCCGAUAAUUGACCAGCUAGCAGAAGAGGCGCGGGCCUUCAACAGAAUCUACGUGGCCUCUGUCCACCCCGACCUGUCAGACGACGACAUCAAAAGUGUCUUUGAGGCCUUCGGAAAAAUCAAAUCAUGUCAAUUAGCACGGGAUCCCACAACAGGGAAACACAAAGGUUAUGGGUUCAUAGAAUACGACAAGCCACAGUCGUCGGCAGAUGCUGUGACCUCUAUGAACUUGUUUGACCUUGGCGGCCAGUACCUGCGGGUGGGCAAGGCGGUGACGCCGCCCAUGCCGCUUAUGACCAAUCAGCAGCCAGGCGGCCUUCCCCCAGCGGCUGCUGUAGCGGCUGCAGCCGCAACCGCCAAAAUUACCGCCCAGAUGGCAUGGAAUCUGUCCCACCCGGAGAAUCGGACAGAAGACUUCCUACACUGCCUGGAAGCUGUGGCGGGAGCUCAGAUCCUGGGGGCGAUGAGUGGCGCGGCCACAGGCAUCGCCCUGCCGCAAGCAGUCAUGGCUGCGCAAGCUCCGGGAGUCAUCACAGCGGGCCAAAUGUUUGCAGUGCCCGGGCUGGAUGUGGCCCACGGGCCGCCAUUUGGAGACCACUGCUAUAAGGGGGUGACACCGGCACGGCCGGCCAUGCCGGGCGUCCCCCAGGUAGGCCUGGUGAACCCGGUGCUGUCCUCGCCGCCCGGCCCUGGUACGGUGGUGGCGGCGGCCGCUGCAGCAGCAGCAGCUGCAGCAGCAGCAGCACAAGAGGUCCAGGAGGAGGAGGAGGCGUCCCUGGACGGCACGGCCCAGGAGAUGCUGAGUGAGCAGGAGCACAUGAGCAUCUCUGGCAGCAGCGCCCGACACAUGGUCAUGCAGAAACUACUCCGGAAACAAGAGUCUACGGUCAUGGUGCUUCGGAACAUGGUGGGCCCGGAAGACAUCGACGACGACCUCGAGGGAGAGGUCACGGAGGAGUGUGGGAAGUUUGGCAACGUGAACAGAGUCAUCAUUUACCAGGAGAAGCAGGGCGAAGAGGAGGACGCAGAGGUCAUUGUCAAGAUUUUCGUGGAGUUCUCUGAAGCGGCAGAGAUGACCAAGGCCAUCUCGUCGCUCAACAACCGCUGGUUUGGAGGUCGCAAAGUAAUCGCAGAGGUUUACGACCAAGAACGUUUUGACAACAGCGAUCUCUCUGCAUAGACUGUGCGAGCCUGCCCUUCCUUCGACAGGCCCUCGCCCCUCCUCUGCUAAAUCAGUGCGGCUAUCUGGGCACUGCUCUGCCAGCAGUGCUGACUUUGACUUUUUAACUUGUAAUUAUUUUAUAUCAAUGUUCAUAUUAAUGUAAUUAAUGAUCCAAACAUGAAAGCUGACAAGAGUUGUUUCACGGGACUUCUGUUAUAGCUUUUAGAUGGCAAGGAACAAUAAAGUCUUCAAAUAUGAA
Engraulis encrasicolus (European anchovy) is the source of this 2251-nucleotide messenger RNA. RefSeq names its product poly-U binding splicing factor a (gene puf60a). The record is from RefSeq and is a predicted model, not a curated record. Gene Ontology annotation, biological process: alternative mRNA splicing, via spliceosome; mRNA splice site recognition; regulation of alternative mRNA splicing, via spliceosome. Lineage: Eukaryota; Metazoa; Chordata; Actinopteri; Clupeiformes; Engraulidae. The transcript is spliced from 15 exons. Gene Ontology annotation, molecular function: RNA binding. Gene Ontology annotation, cellular component: precatalytic spliceosome; catalytic step 2 spliceosome. The coding region runs from base 325 to 2010 and encodes 561 amino acids.